AUGUUCUCCACCCGUCGCCCAGUUCGGCCGAAUCACUUCCAUGACUUGACCGAUUUUAUCGAAAGCACUGAUACAAGUAGUGCUGGCGGAGAGUUGAGAACGACUUGGACAAGUGGCCAUGAAGAGAGACUCACUCCUGGAACCAUAAUCCAUAUCAAGGACAAACUUGCGAACAGUCGUAUCAAUGAUACAGUGAUGCUAGUGUUGCGGAGGAGCACCGACACACAAUCCUCCUUGACAUGCCUGUCCUUCUGCGCACACCAUGGCCGCAAACUGUCAACACUCUACAAUACUCACCGACUUGUUCUACCCAAGGUGCUAGACACGACACCGUCGCAGCAACAAACUCCCGCCAGAACAAACACCACAGAUGGAGGUCCAACAUUAAGGGGUGCCGAGGUUGAGUUAUACAUCAAUGGCUUUCGGCUCAAACAAGGAUUGACAUUGAACUGCGAGGAGUUAUGGCACGUGGAGCGCGAAGUCGACGUUGCCGUCUUGGGCGAAGUGACGGCAUCAUCGUUCAAGGAGGUCGUCGUUCAUGUGAAGCAGCUGUUCUGUGACUCAUUAGAACAGGCUGUGAAAGAAGUGGAAAGCCUCUUCCCAGCACCAGCCUCGUCAACUACGAAAAGCAAGACCGACAGCCCAGCCAAAGCACGUAAGCACACAGGCAGUGUGAGAAAGAAAAGAACUGUAUGGUGA
Molecule: messenger RNA, 699 nt
Organism: Fonsecaea nubica
Lineage: Eukaryota; Fungi; Ascomycota; Eurotiomycetes; Chaetothyriales; Herpotrichiellaceae
Exons: 1
Coding region: 1-699 (232 amino acids)
Source: RefSeq, a predicted model, not a curated record